This is a messenger RNA of Polyodon spathula (Mississippi paddlefish), 2012 nucleotides long. It is a transcript of the gene sfpq, whose product is annotated as splicing factor proline/glutamine-rich. Gene Ontology annotation, biological process: regulation of DNA-templated transcription. Bases 153 to 1904 code for a protein of 583 amino acids. The transcript is spliced from 11 exons. Gene Ontology annotation, cellular component: nucleus. NCBI's taxonomy places the organism in Eukaryota, Metazoa, Chordata, Actinopteri, Acipenseriformes, Polyodontidae. Gene Ontology annotation, molecular function: RNA binding. The record is from RefSeq and is a predicted model, not a curated record.
UCUGUCCGGCGCCAUUUUGCGUGUGUGUGGCUGUGCUCGGGGUGACGCGUUUUAUUAAGAGUGUAGCGAGUGACCCUCUUUUAACCCGGCGGUCCUUUCAUCCCCUGUGCGGUUGUUGUUAAUAUUUUAAUCUGUGCAGUUCGUGUGGCGCGAUGUCCCGGGACAGGUUUAGGAGCCGCGGCGGGUUUCAGAGGCGCGGCGGCGGCGGAGGCCGCGGCGGUAUCGGCGCCGGGAACCCGUUCAGAAACCAGAACCAGUUUCAGAACCGCAGCAACCAGAACCAGCUGCAGCCUUCGCAGCAGAAUCAGCAGAGCCCGGCGCAGAAGCCGCCCGCUCCCCCGGCCCCGCUGCCUCCCGCCGCCGCUCCCCUCCAGCAGCCCCUCCCGGCCAAGCCGGCUCAGACCCCCCCGCCGCCCGCUGCGCUGAAGAGUCUCUCUCCGCCGGCCGCCGGGGCGAAGACCCAGCCCCCCAAGCCGGGCCCCGCCGCCCCGCUGAACCAGGGCGCAAGCCAGAAGCAGAGCCUGCCCCAAGCGGGCCAAGGAAACGGGAAGAUGCCGCAGCAAGCCUCCCCGGGACCGAACCUGCCGAAACCACCGAACCAGCAGCCAGACCCGAAACAGGACGGCGUGAGAGCCGACCCGCAGCAGGGUCUAAGAGCCACCCUGGCAAUGCUCAGAAGACCAGGGGAGAAGACCUACACCCAGCGCUGCCGCCUCUUCAUUGGGAACCUGCCGGCAGACAUAACCGAUGAGGAGUUCAAGAAGCUGUUCGCAAAGUAUGGCGAGCCCAGCGAGAUCUUCAUGAACAAGGCGAAGGGCUUUGGCUUCAUCAGACUGGAGUCUCGAGCCCUGGCUGAGAUUGCCAAGGCAGAGCUGGAUGACACGCCCAUGAAGGGCAGGCAGCUCAGAGUCCGCUUCGCCACGCACUCGGCCGCACUUUCCAUCCGCAACCUCUCCCCCUAUGUCUCCAACGAGCUGCUGGAGGAGGCCUUCUCCCAGUUCGGCCAGGUCGAGAGGGCUGUGGUGAUCGUGGACGACCGCGGCAGGUCCACUAGCAAGGGCAUCGUCGAGUUCGCCUCCAAGCCAGCGGCGAGGAAAGCACUGGAGAGGUGCUGUGAUGGAGUCUUCCUGCUCACCACGUCCCCCAGGCCUGUCAUUGUGGAGCCUCUGGAGCAGUUUGACGAUGAAGACGGGCUCCCUGAGAAGCUGGCCCAGAAGAACCCCAUGUACCAGAAAAACAGAUCCUCCUAUGAAAUGGAGAGGGAGCAGCCUCCACGCUUUGCCCACCCCGGCUCCUUCGAGUACGAGUAUUCUCAGAGGUGGAAGUCCCUGGACGAGAUGGAGAAGCAGCAGAGAGAGCAGGUGGAGAAGAACAUCCGCGAGGCGCGGGAGAAGCUGGAGGGGGAGAUGGAGGACGCCUACCAUGAGCACCAGGCCAACAUGCUGAGACAGGAUUUGCUGAGACGCCAAGAAGAACUGAGGCGCAUGGAAGAGAUGCACAGCCAGGAAAUGCAGAAGCGCAAGGAAAUGCAGCUGAGGCAGGAUGAGGAGCGUCGCCGGCGUGAGGAGGAGAUGGUGCUGCGCCAGAGGGAGAUGGAGGAGCAGAUGAGACGCCAGAGAGACGACCCCUACAGGAUGGGGGGCUUCAUGGAUAAUCAGCGGGAGCGUGAGAUGAGGAUGAGUGGAGGAGGAGCGGGCCCCAUGGGCAUGGCAGAUUCGGCGUAUGGUUCCAGCACCCAGAAAUUCCCUAUGGGUGGCAUGGGAUUUGAAAGCCACCAGGCGAUGGGGGCUGGAGCACCAGGCGGAGCGGUGAUGGGCAGUGACAUGAUGAGAGCGAUUGUGCAACUCCUGCUUUUGAACUUGCUGCGUAGGACCAGCUUCAUCCUUCCCCACUCGGUUCACUGAAGGACUUCAGUCCAGUUUGUUUUGAUGCCUCUCCAGUGCUUUGUCUUGCUGGGAUCCUGAUGUAAAGCAUCUUACUAGUCAAGCAGUAAUAAAGCAACUUGAAACUGA